AAAAAAAAAGCUGGACCGUCAAAACAUAAACAGAGCAGAAGACAACCUUGUGUGAACGCAGCUAGCUCGUAUUGUUGUCAGACUGUUUCCUAAGCAACAAACAUAGCUUAAUGCAUGCCCUCCUAAUGUGGUGUGUUUGCUGUGAGGAAACUCCCAGCCAAGGCACUUAGCUGGUUUACCGAGCAGAGAGGUGGAGGAAUCAAAUCUGCAAUAAAGAUUAGGACUAAACUAAGAAGUGCGCCUCGUCGGGCCUCCGAGUAGAGUUUCUGCCUAAGGACGACGCAGGACAUUAAAAAGAAAAUAAAAAAAUGGCUGAAGCUGAUGGAAAAUCCCCUAUGCUCAACGGUGGAUCAGAUGAAAACCAGUCUGCAGAAGAUCAGCUCAAAGAGGAGGAUGCCUCUGGAAGUAAAGAUGGCCAGUCACAGUCUUCCCCUGAAGAUGCUCCCAAAGAAAUAGCUGAGGUUUCUGGAGACAAAGCCAUGCCAGAGGCAGAAGGAGAGACGGGUGGAAACAAAGAAGGAGAGGAGGAAGAAGAUACAGACAGCAUGGAUGGGAGUGGACUGUUUUCUUUGACAGAGGAUGGAGAGAGGGAGAGUGAGGGAGGCAGGCGAGAAAGGGCCAAAGACAAGGACAGAGUGAAAAGAGCAGCUAGAAAGAGAAUCAGACCCGGAGGUGGUACUAAUCACUCUUCCAGCUCAGAUGAUGAUGACGAUGAUGAUGAGCAAAAGGAGGAAGAGGAGGAUGACGAUGAUGACGAGGAGGAGGAUGACGAAGCUAUGGAGUCAUGGCUGGGCGCAGAGCUCCAUGACCUCCGUGGCCCCAUAUGGCAGGCGGUGCCCUCUCUUCGCUCUAGAGAGAUCGGCAAGAACUCGCACCAGUUUGUCCGCCGUGUGUGUGGAGCCCGGGGCCUGGUGCAGCGGCUGGAGCUCCAGGGACGCCUGGAGAGGCACACUGGCUGCGUCAACACAUUGCACUUCAACCCAUCUGGUACGCGCCUGGCAUCAGGCAGCGAUGACCUACGAGUGGUGAUCUGGGACUGGGCCGUCCGCCGAGCAGAGCUGGAAUUUGACAGUGGACACAAGAGUAAUGUCUUCCAGGCAAAGUUCCUGCCCCACAGCGGCGACUCCACCUUGGCCAUGUGCGCUCGUGACGGACAGAUCAGAGUUGCGGAGCUCUCCGCCACGCAGCGCUGCAAGAACACAAAGCGGGUAGCACAGCAUAAAGGAGCAGCACAUAAGCUGGCGCUAGAGCCAGACUCGCCUUGUUCAUUUCUGUCAGCUGGCGAGGACGCCGUGGUGUAUGGUAUCGACCUGCGUCUAGACCGUCCUGCCAAUAAACUUGUGGUGGUAAAGGAGGGCGAUAAGAAAGUGGGACUGUAUACCAUCUUUGUCAACCCAGCAAAGACCCAGCAGUUUGCUGUUGGUGGCAGAGAUCAAUAUGUAAGAAUCUACGACCAGAGGAAAAUCAAUGAAAAUGAAAACAAUGGCGUUCUGAAAAAGUUUUGUCCUUCACACCUGGUAUCCAGCGAGUCUAAAACCAACAUAACUUGUCUUGUGUACAGCCACGAUGGAACAGAACUCCUGGCAAGUUACAACGAUGAAGACAUCUACCUGUUUGACUCAAACCACAGCGACGGGGCAGACUACCGCAGGAGAUAUAAGGGACACCGCAACAACGCCACAGUUAAAGGCGUGAACUUCUACGGGCCCUGCAGUGAGUUUGUGGUCAGCGGCAGUGACUGCGGUCAUAUUUACCUGUGGGACAAACAUUCUGCUCGGAUUGUCCAGUUUAUGGAGGGAGAUCGAGGAGGAGUGGUAAAUUGUCUGGAGCCACACCCUCACCUGCCAGGAAUGGCCACCAGUGGGUUGGACCAUGAUAUCAAACUUUGGGCUCCUACAGCUGAGAACCCCACUGCACUCAAGGGCCUGAAAGAGGUAAUGAAGAAAAACAAGCGGGAGCGUGAUGAAGACAGCGUGCGUCAUGGCGACCAGUAUGACACCCAGCUGCUGUGGUUCCUGAUGAGACACAUGAGAAACAGACGACCUGCUAGGGCUCGCCGUGAAGGAGCAGACGCAGACACAGACGAGUCCUGGAGCUCCCCAGAUUCCUCAGAGGAAGAGGACGGAGGUCCCGACCACGUCCAGUGCAUGUCGUCCUGAGCCCCAGACGAACAGACAUACACGCACAUACAUAUGCAGAUAUUUACACAACGUAUUGCCCUUGAAUUGAUGCACAUAGGCAAGCACUAUUGACACACAGGCAGAAGCCAUAGACGCAUACAAACACCAUCGAGCAGAUACAUUUCUUUAAAGAUACUACACUGUUGAAGCAGAGUGGCAGAGAUGCUAAGCCCCAGGUUUACCCAGCAGGGACAAGUUUGUAAACGCCGCCUGUAGACUGCGACACUUCCAGAAUUUGUUUUCAUUUUUUCUCUGUUAGAAUUUGUGCACAGAGGGUUUAGUGAGUGUUUACAACCUUACAAACCACUCGGAGUCCCAGUUUGUUCCACGUGUUUUUGACAUGGACUCUAAAAGUUGCUUUGCUAGAAGUACUGAACACUUUUAGCAGGUGAUUGUAGUGAGCUUUACAUCACCAGCAGACCCAAACCCCCAAUCUGGGUUUCAGACUUCCAAAGAAAGACUCAACAGAAGGGAAGGCUGAAGGCUUAUACCCUAAAAACCAUCCCCUAAAUGUGACUCCCUUUAAAGAUUUUAAGUAGAUUAGGGUAAGUUCUGCUUUUUCCCCAGUUACGUGAUUGCUUUAGAGCAUCUUUAAGUCCUUUUCAUUUUUCACAUGGCUGUCUUUAUGCUCUCAUUUUCUUCUUGUCACUCCUGGUUGCAGUUAGAAUCAGGGGCGAUUUAGGUUGGACUUUGACAAAAUGUGCACUGCGUGUGAUGAUGGGGGACAGGCUAUUUUAAUGGGAAACGCAAAAGUGGAGUUUAGGGUUUGUUUUUGUCCCUUUCAAGACAGGAUAUUUUGCACUUGAGCGUUUCUUAAUGAAAAAGAGGAGAGGUAGUUUCCUUCACAUCUACCGGCCUUUCCUCUGCUUCUUUCCUCCUCCUUCUCUCCAAACAGGAACUCAUCUUUUAGACUCACCUCUGGGUGAUCAGGAUAAAUAGGUGUAUGUUUGCCUCUUUUUCUAUUUUGAAGUACCAAACCCAACCUUGAUCAAUUAGUUUACUGCCUAUGAGCUAAAAAAAAGUUAAAAAUUAAACUCUAGGUUUGACGUUAUCUAUUCGAUUGCUUUAAACCUCAUCCUUUUUUGACAUAAUUGUAAAAAAAAAAAAAAAAAAAAAAAGCUUUGUGUUGAAGUUGGCGUCUUACUAAAAAGUGAUUCCAUAAAAGUAUUGCUGGAAAAUCUAAAUUGAACAAUCCCAUUCAAACAAACGCUUGAAGGAGUUUUUUUUUUUGCACUCGGCACAUAAAUCCUGUCUGUGCUGUGAUAACACUGGCUAAAAGAUGAGGAUGGAGAGCGGCGGGGUUUGUCUGCUUGUCAGUGGUGUGAGAGCGAUAAAAGUUAAGUUUUCCUCAUUUUCUAUGAGAACUGUAGUUAGUUGAAUUAAUAUGUACAUAUAUAUAUAAAUAUAAGAACUGUAAAAAAAAAAAUAGCAAAUGCUGUUUGACUUCAGAAAAAAAAAGGAAAAAGUCAAAACAUUUGAUUGGUAUUGAUGCAGAGAUUUAUAUUCUAUACUGUACAAGGACAAAAUACUUUUCAAAUCCACAGAGGAAAAAAAAAUUCGUUAAUUUUUUCUGUUGGUUUGUUUUUUUUCCGUUUUCUUGACAUAAACAUUCAAAGUAUUAAAGCAGUUUUCUCCUGUUGAGGUUUUUCUUUUUUUAAUAGUUCCAUAAUAUCGAAAUGUUCUAUCCAGAUUUUCCCACAUGCUAUUUUCAGCAUAUUGCAUAGCUAUAAAAGAAAAGGCUUUGUUUAAACUAUUUUCCCACCACUGCCUAAUAUUGCAUUCUACUGGAUCUUUGGAAAUAUGUACAAUUUGUGCAAUAAAAAAAGAUGAAGCUCU
Cyprinodon tularosa is the source of this 4016-nucleotide messenger RNA. RefSeq names its product DDB1 and CUL4 associated factor 8 (gene dcaf8). Gene Ontology annotation, molecular function: protein binding. Gene Ontology annotation, cellular component: cytoplasm; Cul4-RING E3 ubiquitin ligase complex. The transcript is spliced from 13 exons. The record is from RefSeq and is a predicted model, not a curated record. Lineage: Eukaryota; Metazoa; Chordata; Actinopteri; Cyprinodontiformes; Cyprinodontidae. Bases 309 to 2159 code for a protein of 616 amino acids.